This is a messenger RNA of Anopheles nili, 620 nucleotides long. RefSeq names its product barrier-to-autointegration factor (gene baf). The transcript has 2 exons. The record is from RefSeq and is a predicted model, not a curated record. Gene Ontology annotation, molecular function: DNA binding. The coding region runs from base 125 to 397 and encodes 90 amino acids. Lineage: Eukaryota; Metazoa; Arthropoda; Insecta; Diptera; Culicidae.
AUCUGUCAUCACGAACGUCGCCAUUAGGGAAGCGCAAAAACACAAGCUCUCCAAAUAGAAAGAUAAUACGCCUUGUUAACAGAGGCUAAUUUUACGAUAAGCGGAAAAACGAACCAAGCACAUCAUGUCGAGUACAUCGCAGAAACACAGAAACUUCGUCGCGGAACCGAUGGGAGAAAAGCCCGUCACAGACCUAGCGGGCGUGGGCGACGUGCUGGGGAAACGACUCGAAGCAGCUGGCUUCGACCGAGCGUACACGGUCCUUGGCCAGUAUCUGAUUUUGAAAAAGGACGCCGAGUUGUUCAAGGAGUGGAUGAAGGACACCUGUGCAGCGAACUCGAAGCAGGCCGCUGAUUGUUACCAAUGCCUGAGCGAUUGGUGCGACGAAUUCCUGUAAAUAAUGUGCUGUUGGGGUUGUACUAGCAUUUUAAGAGUGGACAUCGUACCACGACAAGAUUCCGAAGAGGUUUAGCAUUAUGCGUGACAAUGUACCGAUGAGCGCUUCCACGGGUUUGGAUCCGUGCGUGAGCGCAAGUUUUUCAUCCAAGUUCAUCGUGUUUGACGAAUAGAACAAAUUACUGCAAUUUUAAUAUUUACUUUAUAAAAUCUCAUAUAAUCUA